Triticum turgidum subsp. durum (durum wheat) is the source of this 1134-nucleotide messenger RNA. Lineage: Eukaryota; Viridiplantae; Streptophyta; Magnoliopsida; Poales; Poaceae. The record is from the annotation of a GenBank genome assembly.
AUGAAGGCGCGACAGUUCCUGAAUGUUGUGAUGGAGAGGUAUGGCACUGGCGGUGCCGGUGGCAGCUUGUAUACGGUCAGUCGCAUCAACGCCAAGGAACACCUCUUCUACCGAUCCACGGCCGAAGCACAGGCAGCAGAAAAAUCAAGGUUCGAUAUGGAGUGCCCAUCAUCAGCCGUUGUGCCACCAUGGAUGGAGACCAUCUCGCGGAUGCCUCCGUCCAAGCUCAGAUUCGAGCGGUCCACCUCAGACAACAAAAGACUGGAUUUCCUGCCCUUCCAUGAACGAGGCAGCGGUGCUGCGAGCAAGAUCCUCUGCGUGGACGCCGCUGGCCACACCGCCCUAUACGACAUGGACGCCGGUUCGGUCCAGCCAAUUCCAUGCCUCAACAGUCCCAAGGGGAGCAGGCCCAUCAGCUUCUCCACCACCAAUCCCGAAGCCUCUGACCGUGAACGUGCUGAUGCCUUCUACGUUAUGGGAAGGUUCCCUUCCAGCUAUGACCCCUACAACUUCGAGGUACUCAUGUACAGUAACCCUUCUAAUGGCAGGACGAUGAAAGGCUGGAAUUGGCUCAAGCUACCAACACCACCUGCCUAUGCUGACAAUUGCAUUGUCAAUUCCCAUGCGCUGCUUGAAAUUGAAGGUGACUCAAUUCUUGUUGUCUCCUCCGGAGAAGAAAGCCUUGGCACCUACUGCUUCAACACAGCCAGUCGCAAGUGGUUUAAGGCUGGCUCCUGGACACUGCCAUUCCUCAGUCGUGCUGUGCAUGUACCAGAGCUGGACAACCUCUUAUUUGGCAUUGCCAGCGAUGCACCCAACCACUUUUGUGCAAUGGGUAUCUCCCGUCUUCUCUCGAAGAGGUGUCCACCUUUAGUGUACAGUUGGCCACACCUUGAUCUGCCCGAGGACUGGAUAAUGCAAGAUUGCAGCUUUGUGUACUUGGGAAAUGGGAGGUUUUGCAUCACCAAAGUCUUUGAGUUUGGUCUGGACGAAGACACUGGCAACACGACUGAGAUGGGUGCUGUGAUGUCUGGCGUGGAGGUAGUGCAUCACAAGAAGUCUGGACUCAUCAUGGUCAACCAUAGGUCCAAAUUCUACAGGUUCUUCAGGGAUGACAUCCAAUGUGUCUUGUAA